Sphenostylis stenocarpa is the source of this 300-nucleotide messenger RNA. The record is from the annotation of a GenBank genome assembly. NCBI's taxonomy places the organism in Eukaryota, Viridiplantae, Streptophyta, Magnoliopsida, Fabales, Fabaceae.
AUGAUAUCAUAUCUAUCACUCCAAUCCUUGCAAUUUCACAAUUGCAACUCCUCCCUUAUUACAACUGCUGCUACUUUUCUAUGCAUCUUUUUACCAAAUUGCUCCUACUCAGAGAAGUGGGUUUUUCUAGGGUUUGGAGGAUAUGCCGAAAGCGGGUUAAAUAACUUAGUUUGGAGACAGAGAAGGUAUUUUAUGGAUUGCAUGACUAGAAGUAAUCGAAGUAACUAUUCAUUGGAAAUCCACCCCAUACCAAAGCAUUGGAAGGAGAAGAGAAUUUCUUAUAUUCUUUUCUUGAGCUAA